Messenger RNA from Parnassius apollo (apollo), 927 nucleotides. NCBI's taxonomy places the organism in Eukaryota, Metazoa, Arthropoda, Insecta, Lepidoptera, Papilionidae. The record is from the annotation of a GenBank genome assembly.
AUGAGUCACCGCAGUAAGAUAAUUGCGUUAGCUUUAGCUAAAAGUAAAAUUACGGACAGUAACGCAGGUACUAUAAUAAACGAUAAAAGAGGUAUACACGGCACGCGCAAAAAUGCCGUUCCAGAUCAAGUCAAACAAUCUGUUAGAGAUCAUAUUUCACAAAUGCCAUUAGUAAACUCACACUAUGUGAGAAACAGAACAUCUAAACAGUAUCUGGAUGAACAACUGAACUUUCCAAUACUCUACAAACUUUAUUUGGAAUGGAUGAAUGAAAAACAUUCCGAUCAGGUCGUUGCGACUUCAAGACAGUAUAGGGAGAUAUUUAAGACAUAUUUUAAUAUAGACUUUAACAAACCAAGAAUAGACCAAUGUCCAAGGUGUGAUUUAUUUAAAAAUUCAACUGAGACUGACAAAACUAAGCUAGAGUAUGAGUACGCUUUACAUAUUGCAAACAAAAAUGUGGUCAGGUCUUUAAAAGAUAGUGACAAACAUCGAGCUAAACACUCUGAUUCUGUUGUAACAGCUUGUUAUGGUUUACAAAAAAUUUUGAAUACUCCUCAUUCAGAAGUAUCCGUAUUUUACUACAAAAGAAAACUUGCUACAUAUAACUUCACGAUCUAUGAUAUGGGUAAACAUAAAGGGUAUUGCUACUUGUGGGACGAGACGAUCGGACGCAAAGGAUCUAACGAAAUAAGUAGUUUUGUAUUCGACUUCAUAAAAACUAGGGUUCAGGAAGGAUACAAGGAGUUUAAUUUUUAUUCUGAUAGCUGUGGCGGUCAGAAUAAAAAUAGGACAGUAUUCGCAAUGUAUGCAUAUGCUAGCAGAAUAUUUAAUAUAAAUAUAAAUCAUUACUUCUUUGAAGUUGGACAUUCACAAUCAGAGGGUAAUGCGAUGUAUGCACUUAUUGAGCGAAGGAAAAAAACAUAA